This is a messenger RNA of Capronia coronata CBS 617.96, 2439 nucleotides long. RefSeq lists its product as uncharacterized. NCBI's taxonomy places the organism in Eukaryota, Fungi, Ascomycota, Eurotiomycetes, Chaetothyriales, Herpotrichiellaceae. The record is from RefSeq and is a predicted model, not a curated record. Bases 1 to 2439 code for a protein of 812 amino acids. Gene Ontology annotation, cellular component: condensed chromosome; condensin complex. The transcript has a single exon. Gene Ontology annotation, biological process: mitotic chromosome condensation.
AUGUCGAUGUCGGUAGCAGAGAUCUUUUCCGACGCCCAGCGAUCGACCAUCAGCCAUAAAAUCCUCGCAAAACGUCUGCGCCUACUGAAAGACACGCCCGACUUUGAAGCGCACAUCAAGCAAUGCAUCUUUCGUCUGCUAGAUAUCAGCAAAUCCGAAAUUGCCGGAAAUCGAGUCAUCAAGUUUCUUACCGUCUACUUUGAAAACGCCGACGGGUCGAAACAACCUACAUCCUCCAUUCUACUGGGGCUUCUCCCGUAUUUAUGCGCCAAAGACAAAACAGUGCGGUACAGAGCGACGCAAAUCAUUUCCCAGAUUUUCGGAGUGCUGGAGACCAUUGACGACGAUCUGUACAAAGUCAUCAGACAUGAGUUGACCAAACGACUGCGAGAUAAAGUGCCUGCCAUUCGCUUGGAGGCGGUCUUGGCUCUCGGGCGGUUCGUGGAGGAUGAGAUGAACAAUGAAGAGGAAGAGCAGGCUUCGGAGGAAGAUAUUGCUCCCGGCCUACUGGACAAGUUGCUCGAUGUGCUGCAGAACGAUACGAAUGCCGACGUGAGAAGAGCACUCCUGAAACUGCGCGCCACCCCGAAAACCCUCCCCUAUCUCCUUGAGCGGGCCCGAGAUCGCGACGCCCCGACAAGACGGACGGUGUAUUCGAAAGUCUUGCCGUUGCUCGGUGACUUUCGACAUUUGUCCUUGUCAAUGCGAGAAAAGUUGUUGAGGUGGGGUUUAAGGGACCGCGAUGACAAGGUGCGCAAUGCCGCUGCCCGCCUCUUCCGAGAGCACUGGAUAGAGGACUGCGCUGGGUCGGGAAUCGAAAAGGCUGAGCAAGAUCAGGAGACUGAUGCAUCACCAAGGACAGAGAAGACCGGCUUCUACAAACCCAGUAUUCCGGCAUUGGUCGAAUUGUUGGAACGGAUUGAUACGCUGAACACCGGCCACGAGGAUGGCGUUGCUCGUGAAGCGAUGAGGGAAUUUUGGGCAGGUCGACGUGACUACCGCGAGACUAUCACACUCGACGACGAAUUCUGGGAUACCCUGACCGUCGAGUCGGCCUUUAUGGCUCGCACCUUCAACGACUAUUGUCUCCAGGAUCCCACAUGCCACGAAAUGCUUGAGGACAAGAUGCCAGAAGUAACACGGCUGGGGUUUCAUCUGCAAAGGCAUAUCAACGACCUUCUAGUCAAGGUCCAAAGUGCCAACGAAUCUGACUCGGACGAGAAGGUCGCGGAACAGGCCGAACAAGAAUUCAUCGUCGAACAACUACUUCACAUUGCCCAGACGCUCGACUACACCGACGAGGUCGGGCGAAGGAAAAUGUUCUCUCUUCUCCGCCACGCUCUAUCCAUGGCCGAUCUACCAGAAGAGUGUACCCGGCUUACAGUGGAAGCCUUGCGACUGGUCUGUAACCCAGACGCUGCAGGCGAAAGGGAAUUUACUUCGGUCGUGCUCGAAGCCAUCGCGGAAGUGCACGAUAACAUCGCGUCUUCCGACAUCGAGGAGGCCGAGGAGAACGAGGAAGACAGUUUCGUUUCGGCACGCAGCGAAGUCAGCGGCGACUCGUCCGACUCGACGCCGAAGAAUGCUGCCAGCAGAGCGAACAAGCGGCACAAACACCUCUCUGAGGAAGAACAGGAAGCUCAAGCCGUCAAGGAGAUUGUCAUCAACAUGAAGUGUCUGCACAUCGCUCAAUGCAUGCUGCAGAACGUGACGGGCAACCUCCAAUCCAACGUGCACCUGCGCAGCAUGUUCGACAACCUCGUCAUCCCCGCCGUGCGGUCCCACGAGAUCCUCAUCCGCGAGCGCGGCGUGCAAUGUCUCGGACUAUGCUGUCUUCUCGAACCCAAGCUGGCGGACGAGAACAUGCGGCUAUUCACGCACUUGCUCAAAAAGGGCCACGACACGCUCCAGGUCAUGGCGCUGCAGAUCCUGUGCGACAUCCUGCUGGCCCGAGGGCCGACGGCCUUCCAACCACAGCCUGCUCGAGAUGGGUCUGCUUCUCCGAAUGGCAAUGCCAAUACCACCACCGGUGCUGAGGCUGAUGUCAACAAUACUUCCGCCGCGAACACCAGCAAUGCUCACAACAACAAUAUGACCUCUCUUCUGUCGCCGUUUAUCAAGGCCCUCUCGCCCACUUUCCCGCAUGAAGUGCAGGCCACCGCCACGACCAGUCUGUGCAAGCUCAUGCUGUGCGGCUUCUACAAGGACAACGAGGAGCUGUUCGAUCAGAUCGUCGAACGGGCCAUCCAGGUCGUGGCCAAGGGGUGGGAAUUGUUGGAAAAGGUCAAGAAUGCGGUCAUGGUCGAUCGGCAGAAAAAUAAGAUUGGCGAGAAAGAGAGGGAUGGCGGUGUCAUGAUGCCCGCCAUCACGACUACGAGGAUCAGUAAGGGCAGCGCUGGUGAUGGAGGGAGGCUCAGUAGCGAAGGCGUUGAUGGCUGA